Misgurnus anguillicaudatus (oriental weatherfish) is the source of this 2378-nucleotide messenger RNA. RefSeq lists its product as uncharacterized. NCBI's taxonomy places the organism in Eukaryota, Metazoa, Chordata, Actinopteri, Cypriniformes, Cobitidae. The record is from RefSeq and is a predicted model, not a curated record.
CAAUUCCUUUUAGCACUGCGGUGCAUUUUACAAUAGUUUGAGUUUACUGAAUAAGUUUAUUUUUUAUAGAUUGCAGAAUCAUUAUUGGUUUAUGUCGUUUCCUAUGUCCGUACUGUUCCGUUCCCAUACGAUUAAAAAAAUCAAAUAGGUGUCACAUGCUAAACAUUACGAAAAUAAAAUAAAGAAAACAAACACAAGAAAAAACACUACUAAUAUGGCCACUUGUAGAUUGAGGAAAGACGUAUUUUGUAGCUAAUAGUUCAAAUAUACAUGCAAGCUGUAGGGUUUCUGGUCAGGCGCGGAAGAGAAUACCUAUCAACACAAAUCGGAGUAGGGUCCGUACAGUAGCUUCUUGAGCUUAUGGUUUCGCUGUGUUUAGCUGCUAAACAUGGCACUAUUAUUAAAGUGUUUUCACUGUUUAGGAGACGAUAAAGCAGCAGAGGACACAACACACCUAGAGAAAAUCUUACCGCCGGGCUACUGUCAUCUACUGUGUCAACAUGAGCUUCUAGAAAUGGUAAAUGAUUCAAAAAACUUCAGAGCAGCAAUAAAAUUGCAGCUGACUACAGAAGAAGAGGUCCAGAAGUGGCUUGAUGACUUCCAGAAAUCUUCAACCUUAACAUGGCGAAAGUCCAGAACAUACCCAGACUCUGGACGUUACAACAAAUACAGAGUGGAUCUAAGAUGCCAGCACAAAACGUACACUUCAUCCAAAUCACCCAAAACAUCAGCUCAUCCAAAACCUUCCAAAAAUACCAACUGCCCUGCUACCAUGUUUCUAAUCCUCAAAAGAUACAUGCUAGAUCGAAAGUCUAGAUCUGGAAACCCGCACAUAGAAGAGGGCUACUUCCUUCAUGUGAACUUAAGGAAUGAACACAACCACAAACUCACGAGUGUUGAGGCCAUGAGGUGGAGAGACGUGUCAAGUGAAACUAUUGAAAAACUUCAGGAGCUCUACAUGAGUGGACACUCUCCCUCUUCUGCGCUCAAGACAAUUAAAUAUAAUCUACAGGAGGAGGUCGGAGAAAAUUAUGUUUACGCCAUAGCGGAUCGCUCCAUUUGUCCGGACCUUCAGUUCUGCUACAGAUUAUACUACAAGCUUUUUCAGAAGGCAGAUGUUGUCUCUGAAGAGAAGGAUAUUUCAGAGCAGCUUUUUAAACCCUUGAUGUUGGAUCCAUCCCAAUGGGAAACUGCGGCAGUGACGGCUGAACCCACCACAUGCAUUGGAGUGACGACAGAAGAUGGAAUGACUGUUACAGUACCACUCAUCACAGCAGAUGGAGAAUAUCUCACAGAAAUCACUGAGCCAGGGCCAAGUGCUGGUGAAGAGGUCGUUGGCUCUUUGGAUGGACAGCUGGAGGAGAUUUUUGGGAUACUGAAAAAGAAGCUGAGCGAGGAUGCAACUUUCACACCACCUAUAAGAGCAUUUGUGUCUAAUUUCUUUCAAAUAAAGACCGACAGUGUUCUGCAGUCUGCGCUGUUUGCUUUUGGUGAAACUCCGACGACAAACAAUACGAUCGCUCUACCACCACCUGCAGGCCCACGGAGGAAAGGGACUUCAGGGGGCCGUCGAUCUGUUGGUAGACCGCCAAAGAGCACAAGAAGAGAGCACCCAUACUGUAACAGCAAAUCUAAAAUCACUACCCAAACUCUUACGUUUUGUUUGCAGGAAGGUAACAUGCUUGAAGCACAGACUGACUCCUUAUCUCCAGCAGAGCAACAGCAUGAACAACAACAAGAUCACAUAAAUGACCCUAUUUAGCUUCUUAAUGCAUUUUCCUGGUCCUUUGGCAGAUUAUUUAUUAAUAUUCCACAGAAACAGCAGUAAUAUCAGAUGUUAUGGGUUUCUCUGCCUCUGAAAUGACAUUAUUAUGUCAUCUAGGCUGAUUUAAUGUUAACUGAGAGCCAAAUAGGUAUUGUUUUGAUGUAGAUAAUUCAGCUUGUAUAUAUACUGUCAAUGAUUAAGUUAGUGUAUUCAUGCCAGUUAACAUUAGUGAGAUAAGUUCAGUUCUGUCUUCAUUCUUCUAUGAAGUCCAUUUUCAGCAUCUGAAAGAUUUUAAGGUUAUAACUGUACCUAUGAUGGAAAAAAAGCAUGAAUGACUUCUUUAUUUUUCAAUAUUACUUUUGCUUUACAAUAAUAAUGGUUACAUUAUUCAGCAGACUCCUUAAUCCAGUGUUAUCCAAUUCACAUACAAUUUAUUUUGUGUGGUUAUUUUUUCAUUUUCCAUACUUGUGUAAAGUGACUGUAUGUUCCUAUUUCAACGCGUUACGUGUUAUUCAAGCUUUACUUGGUCCAAUACAAUAUUAUAUCCAUUUAACUGUCAUUCAGUUUUAGCUCAAGUUGUGACUGAAAUAAAACGAUCCCUCACUGUCUUCUC